UUUAUGCUACUAUUUCUAUUUCCUACCACUCCAAAAAAUUGACAAGCUAGCACAAUGAAGUGAAACGUGUAAAUGGCCGUGAACCGUCGUCUUUCCCACGCUAUUGGGUGUUCAUUUUAUCUCUCCUCUCACUUUCCAUCUUUCUCUCUCCUCUCUAAAUGACUAAAUCACACCAAAACUCUUCAAAAAAUCCAAAUUUCUAUUAAACAUCCCACCACCACAAAUAUUCUUCCACUAAUCUACUAUUUUUAUGAAUUUCAUCUCUUUUUGUUAAAUAUUUGCCCAUUUUUUAUUUUCUAACUUCAAAUUUGCAAAAUUUGAAGCUACUUUUGAUUUAAUCUCUUAGUUUGAUCCUUUUUUGAAGUGGGUUCUCCUUUUUCUUUCCAUCUUCUUUUUUCUUGUAAAAAUCCUUGGUUUUGACUUCUUUGUAAUCAUGAUUUUAUGAGUUCAAUUUCAGUUUUUUUGGUCAAAAGUUAGUUCAUGAUUGUAACAGUCUUAAUUAACUAAUCUUUCUGAGAGAAACCCAUUUGGGAUUUGUAAAAUUUGCUUUCAUUUCUAAGUAAAGGUGGUAGCUUUCUUCUAUUGGUGCUUCAAUUUAUGCAGAGUUCCUUUCUUUUACUUUGUAUUCAAGAUGUACCAUGCUAAGAAAUUUUCAACAAUGAGCUUGGCGCCGCAUAAAACGCAAGGAAGUGAGCCAGUUUCUAAUGCCGGAGCCAUGGGAAGUUCUUCUGUGAAAAGCUCACCUCCUCCUGGGGGAAGUGGGAAGCAACGGUUACGAUGGACGGAGGAUCUACACAACCGUUUUGUGGACGCCAUUACACAACUUGGUGGACCAGAUAGAGCUACUCCUAAAGGAGUUCUAAGAGUGAUGGGUGUGCCCGGUCUUACCAUCUACCAUGUAAAAAGUCAUCUACAGAAGUAUCGCCUUGCUAAGUAUCUGCCCGAAUCUCCUAGUGAUGGUUCCAAGGAUGAAAAGAAAGGUUCUUUAGAUGGCCUAACAAAUCCCGAGUCUUCCCAGGGAUUACAGAUUAAUGAGGCACUUAAAAUGCAAAUGGAAGUCCAGAAACGUCUGCACGAGCAGCUUGAGGUGCAAAGACAGUUACAAAUGAGAAUCGAAGCUCAAGGGAAGUAUUUGCAAAAGAUCAUAGAGGAGCAGCAGAAACUGGGUAGUGUCCUAAAAGUUUCCGAUUCGCUACCAUCCUCCAGCAAUCAAGACGAGGAGAGGGAAAAGUCGUCAAAUUCUCAGCCAGUUACGGAACACUCCCCAAGCCCCACUUCUCCUCGAAAGAAGCAGAAGUUGGAUCAUUCAUCAACAAGCAACAUCGAUACUGUCUCGGUUCCUUCAAAAAACAGUCCAAAGAAGGAUUUCCUUGACCAGUGGGAUCAGAAUAUUUACGGCUCUGCAGCCGGGUUUGGGCUCGACUUCGAAUCAGAGUUCAAGAAGAAGGAAAAUAAUGAAUAUGAGCAAAGAAUUUCCUCCGAAUCGGAUUUUCUACGUAGUUCCAAGUAGGACAAGCGCACUUUCAGCAGUUAGAGCAAGUAGUCCUGCACCCAUUCUGGCUUGCAAACUGGCCUGUAAAUAGGUAUUAUUUAUACACAUUUGUCACACUGUAAGUUUCUUGUAGUUUAUUGUAUUGUACAUUAUUUAUACCCUUGAAGUUGAAGUGUCUUCGUUGGAGCGGAAAAUUCCCGACUUCUGUUGAACUUCUAACUACGUCUUAUUUGCUAACUUUGACAACA
Messenger RNA from Amaranthus tricolor (Joseph's coat), 1740 nucleotides. Its product is annotated as myb family transcription factor PHL7-like. Lineage: Eukaryota; Viridiplantae; Streptophyta; Magnoliopsida; Caryophyllales; Amaranthaceae. Gene Ontology annotation, molecular function: DNA binding; DNA-binding transcription factor activity. Bases 632 to 1510 code for a protein of 292 amino acids. The transcript has 7 exons. The record is from RefSeq and is a predicted model, not a curated record.